CCUCUUAUUGCUGUAUUUAAACGGAGGAGGGCACAAACUGAGCACAUUACAACCAGCUCGCUGACUGUUGUGAACGUGUGCAGAAGACUACCAAAAGCCACCGAAAAUGUCUUGCUCUUGUGAGAACGUCCACUGUGUCAGCCCCUCCAUCAAUGGGUAUAAAUUUGACACUGCCAAUCGCAAGAAAGCGGUUGCCAACAUAUUCGAAAAUGUCAACCAGGAUGUCCUGCUCAAACUUUUUGUCAGGUCCGGAGACCUGAAAGCGAUGGAAAGAGUGCGGAGCAUUUACGACUACCAGGAUCCUGAUGGGAAAGCCAAAGCGCUGAUGGCCUUACAAGUGGAGAGAAAAGACAAACUCUUCCAUAUCACAGGACUGUCGCGUCAGUCCAUGAAAUUUCGCUGACUUUCUCCGAUUGUUUGGCUGUUUGGAUCUGGUUGAGUAGCCUAGGUUACAAGUCGAUGCCCAGUGUGAGUGGAUGCCGACCUGGCUGGCAGUACUGGAAUGAUGCGGCUGCUUUGGAUAAGGUUCGGCUGCAGUGGCGAAUGUGGCUCAUCGUGUUGCUUCUCUGUGAGAACGGAUCUGCAAGGAGUCCAGAGAAAACGCGCAGCUCCGAAAUGUGCAUGUGAAAUGAAAGAGCUUUUGUCCGCCGAAGUGCUUGUUAACUGGACUAGAGAAACUGUAAAGACACUCUCGACAUGAUUUCUGGAAGUGAUCAAGCUGACCACGAAGACGAAAUUGUCUUUAAAAAUGCUCUUGUUACAGAACUGUGAAAAUGUCUUAUCCAAGUAAUUGUAAUAAAUUUAUAUUUUACAUAUUUA
Molecule: messenger RNA, 819 nt
Organism: Sardina pilchardus (European sardine)
Lineage: Eukaryota; Metazoa; Chordata; Actinopteri; Clupeiformes; Clupeidae
Product: transcriptional and immune response regulator-like
Exons: 1
Coding region: 107-403 (98 amino acids)
Biological process (GO): endothelial cell activation involved in immune response; negative regulation of Notch signaling pathway
Cellular component (GO): cytosol; nucleus
Molecular function (GO): Notch binding
Source: RefSeq, a predicted model, not a curated record